UCUCCAAAGUCAAGCAGUGGACUAUUCAUCCCUCCCACAGACAAAGCCUCAGACAACGAAACCAUACCGCAGGCAACGCCAAUUUCAAUUUCAUUUCAAAUUUCACCCUAAACUCUUCGACUCUCUCUCUCUGUCUUCAUCUUCAAAACCCAAAAAACCAGAGACCUAAAAUUCAUCAAUAAAAAUGAAAAUGAAGGCAGAGGCUUUGACGUUGCUGCUGGUCAACUUGGCCGGAAUCAUGGAGAGAGCCGACGAGUCGUUGUUGCCUGGCGUCUACAAGGAGGUUGGCGCAGCUCUGCACACCGACCCGACUGGGCUCGGCUCGCUCACUCUCUUCAGGUCCAUUGUGCAGUCGGCUUGCUACCCAGUAGCGGCCUACCUGGCGGUGCGCCACAACCGGGCCCACGUCAUCGCCCUCGGUGCCUUUCUCUGGGCCGCCGCUACUUUCCUCGUCGCAUUUUCCUCCACUUUCUUUGAGGUGGCUAUAUCCAGAGCUUUGAAUGGGAUUGGCCUUGCUCUAGUUGCUCCUGCUAUGCAGUCCCUUGUAGCCGACUCAACUGAUGACAGGAACCGAGGUACGGCUUUUGGAUGGCUUCAGCUAACUGGAAACCUUGGUUCGAUAAUUGGCGGGCUUUGUUCCAUAUUGAUAGCUCCAAUAACUUUCAUGGGAAUUCCUGGCUGGAGGAUUUCCUUUCACCUUGUUGGACUAAUUAGUGUUCUAGUCGGCAUUUUAGUCCGUCUGUAUGCCACUGACCCGCACUUUCCAGAUGGUGAAACAAAAGAUAGCAGUCAGACUUCUGGUAAUUCCUUGUGGUCACAAGUCAAGGAGCUAGCUCAAGAAGCCAAGUCAGUUAUUAAAAUUCCUUCUUUCCAGAUUGUUGUGGCACAAGGUGUUACUGGUUCAUUUCCCUGGUCAGCAUUGUCAUUUGCGCCCAUGUGGCUGGAACUUACUGGAUUCUCUCAUGGAAAAUCUGCUUUCCUUAUCGCCUUGUUUGUAAUUGGUAGUUCGCUUGGGGGCCUGUUUGGAGGUAAAAUGGGGGAUAUCCUUUCCAUCCGUCUACCAAAUGCAGGAAGGAUAAUACUAGCCCAGAUAAGCUCUGCAUCUGCCAUCCCUCUAGCAGCAAUUCUUCUGCUUGUAUUACCUGAUAAUCCAUCUACAGCUGUCAUCCAUGGUUUGGUCUUGUUCAUUAUGGGAUUCUUAAUAUCUUGGAAUGGUCCAGCUACAAACAAUCCAAUUUUUGCGGAGAUAGUUCCUGAGAGGUCCAGAACAAAUGUAUAUGCUUUGGACAGAUCUUUCGAGUCCAUACUCUCAUCAUUCGCUCCUCCAGUAGUUGGGAUAUUGGCUCAGCAUGUUUAUGGUUAUAUACCAGUUGCUGAAGGGUCCAGUGCAUCUGAAGAGAUUGCCACAGAUAGAGGGAAUGCUUCAUCGUUGGCAAAAGCACUCUACACAGCAAUAGGAAUUCCAAUGGCUCUCUGUUGUGUUAUCUACUCAUUCCUAUAUUGCACCUACCCGAGAGACAGGGAGCGGGCUCAGAUGGACGCUUUAAUAGAAUCAGAGAUGCAACAAAUAGAAUUAGAGAAUUCACAUACAGGAGAAGAAUAUUCACGUGUUCGGUUUCCUGAGUCGGAAGAGCCAUAUGUGAACGAUAGAACUGUCAUUGAAGUGGACUAUGAGGGCGAGGAUGCUCUGGAUGCUGAUGCUGAUGAUGACGAGCAGACAUUGCUGUACCGUCAGUUAACAUUCUCCAAUUUGAGCCCACUGUAAUCUAACCCAGAUUUCACUGAUCAUUCAAACUCCAUUCAAGCACAUCCACAGAAGAAUUAUAUCCGUUCGGUUUUGACCUUCAACUAGAAAUUACAUGUGCAUGCACUGGAGAGAACAUCCGCAAUACUAACCAACUGCAGAGUUCCACUACAUUCUACAGGUUCAUGGUUUCUCUGCAACCUUUCUUGUCAUUCUGUUUACUGUUUAGAGUCUCCUUUC
Prunus avium (sweet cherry) is the source of this 1984-nucleotide messenger RNA. It is a transcript of the gene UNE2, whose product is annotated as Major facilitator superfamily protein. Gene Ontology annotation, molecular function: transmembrane transporter activity. Lineage: Eukaryota; Viridiplantae; Streptophyta; Magnoliopsida; Rosales; Rosaceae. Gene Ontology annotation, cellular component: membrane. Gene Ontology annotation, biological process: transmembrane transport. The record is from RefSeq and is a predicted model, not a curated record.